This is a messenger RNA of Daldinia caldariorum, 1467 nucleotides long. RefSeq names its product G protein-coupled glucose receptor regulating Gpa2-domain-containing protein. Bases 147 to 1301 code for a protein of 384 amino acids. The record is from RefSeq and is a predicted model, not a curated record. Gene Ontology annotation, biological process: adenylate cyclase-activating G protein-coupled receptor signaling pathway. The transcript is spliced from 3 exons. Gene Ontology annotation, molecular function: G protein-coupled receptor activity. Gene Ontology annotation, cellular component: plasma membrane. NCBI's taxonomy places the organism in Eukaryota, Fungi, Ascomycota, Sordariomycetes, Xylariales, Hypoxylaceae.
GCUUAUGACCGUCGUAUUCCCUAUGGUCUCUUGCUUCGUUUCUUGUCGUUCGUCAGUGUCCCUUCUUAUACCAUCAACGGGGUGUUUGUAGGAGCAUACACCAGGAACAACACCACCCAAGCAGCCCCGAAUAGGAAGCAUCAAACAUGGCGACCAUCAAUGGGAUCGCGUCGGAAUACUUCGAGCCGCCCAACAGCCUCUUGGAUAUGCCGGAUAGCAUUUAUCACGGACUUCUCGCGAUCGGCACUUUCGCUACCAUAUCACUAAUAUUUACGAGUGUGCUCCUGAGCUUCAUCUCAUGGCGAAUGAUUACGUGGAAAUCCCAUUAUUCCCGCGCCGUCGGUCGAAACCAGUCGAUCGUACUGAUUUACCAAAUGGUUCUGGCGGACUUCUUACAAUCGCUGGGCUUUUUGAUAUCGUUCCACUGGGCGGCGGAGCGUCGGAUUAUUGGACCGAACGGAGCUUGUUUCGCGCAGGGUUGGCUCAUUCAGCUUGGAGACGUCGCGAGCGCGUUCUUCGUCCUCGCCAUCGCGAUACACACGACGUAUCAAGUCGUCAUGUCCAGGAGCGUGUCAUACAAAACCUUCCUUUGCUGCAUAUUCGGAAUCUGGGGACUUGCUGUGGUCCUUACUUCUCUGGCUCCCAUAAUCGGCGGGCGUUUUGUGUUUUUGAGAGCUGGCGUCUGGUGCUGGAUAUCGACAGGCAAUAAAGGACUACGUCUUUCUAUCCAUUACAUAUGGAUCUUCAUCGUUGAAUUCGGUUCUAUCAUCGUUUACGCCACCGGUUUCUAUUAUCUCUACCAUGCCAAACGCUCGGACAAGGUUAUAAUUCCCGCACGCAGCGCCGAAACCAUGCGUAAAGCCCGAACGGCUAUGCUGGCAUACGCGAUGGUUUAUACUUUCCUGAGUCUUCCGCUUGCUGCCGGACGUAUGGCUGCCAUGUCGAACAAUGAACUAUCCGACGAAUAUUAUUUGUUUGCCGGUGCGCUCUUCACUUGUUCCGGUUGGGUCGAUACCCUGCUUUACACCUUUACCCGACGGGCUCUACUAUUUGACGAAUUGGAUGUUUACGGCCGUCGCCAGACGACUCGUAUUGAAGACGGCAGUCACGCCAAGGACGCGGGAUUCCAGCGACAGAGCAGCACGGACAGCAUACUCGCUAGUAAUGGUUUCGGAGGCACCGGCGGAAUUAAGAUGGAGACGACCGUGAAGGUGGAAUUGGAUGACUUUGACAGCAGUAUGAGUAAUGGAGGGAAAGCGCCGAGGCAAUACUACGCAACGGUCGAGGCAUUCAAGCCAUGAGUAAACAGAUCGGAUGCGGAGGAAUUUCAACGAGAUACUAUGGAUAUGAAUUAUAGUAUCGCUUGUCAAGGUGCUACAUGCGUUUACGUAGUUGAACUACGUAUACAUAAACCAUCUAAACAAGCAACCUACUAGGUAUUUAAUGAUCUUUCUAAUUAUAAUGAGG